Messenger RNA from Cyprinodon variegatus (sheepshead minnow), 2733 nucleotides. RefSeq names its product peripheral plasma membrane protein CASK-like. The transcript has 19 exons. Gene Ontology annotation, molecular function: signaling receptor binding; protein kinase activity; ATP binding. The annotation marks the transcript as partial. The record is from RefSeq and is a predicted model, not a curated record. Gene Ontology annotation, biological process: protein phosphorylation; regulation of neurotransmitter secretion. NCBI's taxonomy places the organism in Eukaryota, Metazoa, Chordata, Actinopteri, Cyprinodontiformes, Cyprinodontidae. Gene Ontology annotation, cellular component: plasma membrane; cell-cell junction; basolateral plasma membrane.
UGGAUUAGCUGCUUUUAUCAAUAAAUGUGGAAUAAAACGCUCCAAUCAUCGAUCAUCUCGUCUGUUUCUGUUGUCAGAUCUGAAGAGAGAGGCGAGCAUCUGCCACAUGCUGAAGCACGCCCACAUCGUGGAGCUGCUGGAGACCUACAGCGCAGACGGAAUGCUCUACAUGCUGUUUGAAUUCAUGGACGGGGCCGACCUGUGCUUUGAGAUCGUGAAGCGCGCCGAUGCUGGCUUCGUCUACAGCGAGGCGGUGGCCAGCCACUACAUGAGGCAGAUCCUGGAGGCGCUGCGGUAUUGCCAUGACAACAACAUCAUCCACAGAGAUGUCAAGCCUCACUGCGUCCUGCUGGCGACCAAAGAGAACUCUGCUCCGGUCAAACUGGGAGGGUUCGGCGUGGCCGUGCAGCUGGGAGAGUCCGGCUUGGUGGCAGGAGGUAAAGUUUUCCCCCCGUGGCUCCAGGAUGGAACCUCAGCACAGCGGAAAUGCAGCCACCGCAGCGCUCAGACAGCCUGCAGACGUUCUGAUGGAGCGCUGGAACUUCUAGGAGCUCUGCUGGUGUUUGUCCCUCAGACGGCCGUCGCUUUGGAUCUUUGUUUACUUCCUGUUUUCCUGGCGUGCUCGGAGGAACGGCGUCCUGUCGAGUCAUGCCUGGAGCUCUACGAUAAGAUCAACACCAAGUCAGCGCCGCAGAGCCGGAACCCCGCCAGUGAUGCGGUGCAGAGAGCCAAACAGGUUCUGGAAGAAAUCUCCUGCCACCCUGAGAAGUUGGAGGUUGCAGAACUGAGACGGAUACUGACUCAGCCCCACUUCAUGGCGCUGCUGCAGGCCCAUGAUGUGGUCGCCCAUGAGGUCUACGGUGACGAGGCUCUGCGCGUCACCCCCCCUCCCACCUCGCCCUACUUGAACGGAGACUCCCCGGAGAGCGCCAAUGGCGACAUGGACCUGGAGAACGUCACCAGGGUCCGUCUGGUCCAGUUCCAGAAGAACACAGACCAACCAAUGGGUAUCACGCUGAAGAUGAACGACUCCAACCGCUGCAUCGUGGCGAGGAUAAUGCACGGAGGAAUGAUCCACAGACAAGGAACGUUGCACGUUGGAGAUGAGAUCAGGGAAAUCAACGGCAUCGGUUUGGCCAAUCAGACGGUGGAGCAGCUGCAGCAGAUGCUGAGAGGUUCCCCCUGCAUCUCCAGGCAGCCCCCCCCCUCCAAUGGCCCCUCCAGCAUUAACAGUUCUAUCUUGGACCUGUCCUCGUCCAUCCAGCCCAAAGGCCGACAGAUCUACGUCAGGGCCCAGUUCGAGUACGACCCGUCCAAAGACGAGCUCAUCCCCUGCAAGGAGGCCGGCAUCCGCUUCCUUGUUGGCGACAUCAUCCAGAUCAUCUCCAAGGACGACCAUAACUGGUGGCAGGGACGGCUGGAGAACACCAAGAUGGGCACGGCGGGCCUCAUCCCGUCCCCCGAGCUGCAGGAGUGGUGCUCCAUCAAUGCGUCCAUCCUCCCCCUGCUGAGUGGAGCAGGUCUGGUCCCAGGAGAACCUCCAAUCCCUCAGGAGAUGAUCAUGUGGUUUUAUAAAGCAGUUUUUGCUCGGUGGGUGGGUUCUACUCACUCUGCUCUCCUUCCUUCUCCUCCAGUGUUCGACCAACUAGACCUGGUCACCUAUGAGGAGGUGGUGAAGCUCCCAGCCUUCAGGAGGAAAACCUUGGUCCUGUUGGGUGCUCAUGGAGUGGGCAGAAGACACAUCAAGAACACGCUGAUCACCAAACACCCGGACCGGUUCGCCUACCCGAUCCCACACACCACCAGACCUCCAAAGAAGGACGAGGAGAACGGGAAGAACUACUACUUUGUCUCCCACGACCAGAUGAUGCAGGACAUUAGCAACAACGAGUACCUGGAGUACGGCAGCCAUGAGGACGCCAUGUACGGCACGCGGCUGGAGACCAUCCGCAAGAUCCACCAGCAGGGAUUGGUGGCCAUCGUAGACGUUGAACCUCAGGCCCUGAAGGUCCUGCGGACGGGAGAGUUUGCGCCAUACGUGGUUUUCAUCGCAGCUCCAACCAUCACUCCAGGCAUCGCUGAGGACGAGUCUCUGCAGCGGCUGCAGAAGGAGUCUGAGAUCCUGCAGAAGACGUACGGCCAUUACUUCGACAUGACGCUCAUCAACAAUGAGAUCGAGGAGACCAUCGUCCUCCUGGAGGAGUCCAUGGACCUGGUGUCCUCCUGCAGCCAGUGGGUCCCGGUGUCCUGGGUCUACUGAAGGACAUCUGCUGCAGCAACAAGGAGCCAGGGGUCUAAGAAGUCCCUUUGGACCGAAGACAGAGCUCCGUCUGAUCCAGACCUUCACCUGAAGCUCCUGAGGGGGGGCCAGUCGGCCAGUCGGCCCCCGCCGUCGGCCCCCCGCCGUCGGCCCCCCCGCUCCCGGCCCGUCCCGUGAACGUUGUCCUGUCUCUGCAUCUUUGUAGAUGUUCUGUGUUCCUGCUCUCCAGGAGGCUGAAGCCCUCUGCAGCGUCCUGGUUCUGAUCCGGUCCUGCAGCGUCCCGCUACCCGAUCACUGACUGAGACCGAGGCUCUCUGCAUGUGGACGCUUUGGGUCGCUGUUCUGGUUGGUCCACUGGUCCGUGGGUGGACGUCCUGGUCCCCCUGCUCGUCCCUCCGUUUCUAUUCCACAGAUUUCUACGUCUGUCAGAUUGUUUGUAAGAAAAUCAAAUAAAGUUGAUUUGUUUCUCAAUG